UCCAAGAACCAGAUACUAAGACAACAACAUGGCUCACCUCUCCUUCCUCGUAUCUUUCCUCCUCGUUUCAUCAGCCUUCCACGGAAUCCAUGCCGUGGAGUACAUUGUCUCCAACACGGUGCCCAACACCGAAGGCGGGGCCCGCUUUGCGAACGAGCUCGGCGAUGACUACGCCCGGCAAACCAUGAUUUCUGCGACCGACUUCAUAUGGCAGCUGUUCCAACAAACCUCCGAGGCCGACCGCAAGAGCGUGGCCCGUGUGACCCUAGUGAUCGACAACUACGAUGGGAUCGCGUAUGCCAGCAACAACGAGAUUCACAUGGGCGCCCCAAACUACCUCAAGAACAUCAAGGGCGACAUUAAGGAGGAUUUCAACGGGGUGCUGUACCACGAGAUGACACAUAUAUGGCAAUGGGACGGGAAGGGGAAAGCGGGGAAAUUGGUCGAGGGGGUGGCAGAUUUCGUGCGCUUAAAGGCUAACUACGCGCCAGCUAGCUGGCCGAAGCGUGGAUCAGGGACCAACUGGGAUGAGGGUUACGCAGUCACGGCCUAUUUCUUGGACUAUUGCGAGAGUUUGCGAGGCGGGUUCGUUGCCGAGCUCAACAAGAAGAUGAGAGAUGAUUACAGCAAUGACUUCUUUGUGCAGUUACUGGGGAAGACGGUUGAUCAACUAUGGAGCGAGUACAAGGCCAAGUACGGAAAUUAGCUGGCCAUGAAUUGGGGCGUUUUAUCCACACCUAGAAUAAGACGUGAUAUUGAGAAUAAGAAUUAGGAACACGUCCUGUUUCCACGGGAUGGAACGAAUAUUACCUUAACACAUUCCUAUGGAUCUACAAGGAUGUGCUACUCUAUUCAUGACCAAUGUGCUACGCUUUUUCGUACUUUUAGCUUCCUUCUCUAAUCUUUACAAUAAAUGCAUAUUAACAGUUAAUAUCA
Molecule: messenger RNA, 936 nt
Organism: Eucalyptus grandis
Lineage: Eukaryota; Viridiplantae; Streptophyta; Magnoliopsida; Myrtales; Myrtaceae
Exons: 1
Coding region: 29-706 (225 amino acids)
Source: RefSeq, a predicted model, not a curated record